Messenger RNA from Hordeum vulgare subsp. vulgare (domesticated barley), 1721 nucleotides. Its product is annotated as probable 5'-adenylylsulfate reductase 1, chloroplastic. NCBI's taxonomy places the organism in Eukaryota, Viridiplantae, Streptophyta, Magnoliopsida, Poales, Poaceae. Gene Ontology annotation, molecular function: phosphoadenylyl-sulfate reductase (thioredoxin) activity. Bases 111 to 1487 code for a protein of 458 amino acids. The transcript has 6 exons. The record is from RefSeq and is a predicted model, not a curated record.
CCGUUUCCCUCGCCACAGAGAAAACACAGGAGUUAAAACACAUUUGCCAACCCGGAGAAACAUUCCCUGCGAAUUCGAGAGGGAGGAGGGAUUCAGCGGCCCGGUAAUCAAUGGCUUCCGCUACUGCUUCCAUCUCGUCGCACUCGAUCGCCUUGCGCGAUCUCAAAGCCGCGAGGAUUGGAGCCGUGAGGCAGCAGGUGGCCGUGCCGGCAGCGGCGCCCAAGGGCCAGCGCGCGAGGGCGGUGCGCCCGCUGUGCGCGGCGGAGCCAUCGAGGAAGCCAGUGUCGGCCUCCGCGGCCUCCGCGCCGGUGGCGCCAGUCGAGGAGGAGGCAUCUGCUGCGGCGUCCGUGGACUACGAGGCCCUGGCGCUGGAGCUGGUGGACGCGUCGCCUCUGGAGAUCAUGGAUCGUGCGCUCGACAUGUUCGGCUCUGAAAUCGCCAUCGCCUUCAGCGGUGCCGAGGACGUGGCCUUGAUUGAAUACGCGAAGCUGACUGGACGCCCCUUCAGGGUGUUCAGCCUCGACACGGGGCGGCUGAACCCAGAGACAUACCAACUCUUCGACAAGGUGGAGAAGCACUACGGUAUCCACAUCGAGUACAUGUUCCCAGAGGCAAGCGAGGUGCAGGACCUUGUGAGGACCAAGGGCCUCUUCUCUUUCUACGAGGACGGACACCAGGAGUGCUGCAGGGUGAGGAAGGUUCGGCCAUUGAGGAGGGCCCUCAAGGGCCUCAAGGCCUGGAUCACCGGGCAGCGGAAGGACCAGUCCCCUGGCACCAGGGCGAGCAUCCCUGUUGUUCAGGUUGAUCCGUCAUUUGAAGGGCUGGAUGGUGGAGCUGGUAGCUUGAUCAAGUGGAACCCUGUGGCUAAUGUGGAUGGCAAGGAUAUCUGGACCUUCCUCAGGACCAUGGAUGUCCCUGUGAACACCCUGCAUGCUCAAGGCUACGUCUCCAUUGGGUGCGAGCCGUGCACCAGGCCCGUGUUGCCGGGGCAGCACGAGAGGGAAGGGAGGUGGUGGUGGGAGGACGCCACGGCCAAGGAGUGCGGUCUCCACAAGGGUAACAUCGACAAGGAAGGUCAGACACCCAAGGUCGGCGUCAACGGCAACGGCUCGGCUGAGGCCAGUGCCCCAGACAUCUUCCAGAGCCAGGCAAUCGUCAAUCUCACCCGUCCCGGGAUCGAGAACCUCCUGCGGCUCGAGAACCGCGCGGAACCGUGGCUCGCCGUCCUAUACGCUCCCUGGUGCCCGUACUGCCAGGCGAUGGAGGCGUCCUACGUUGAGCUGGCCGAGCAGCUGAGCGGCUCGGGCAUCAAGGUGGCCAAGUUCCGCGCGGACGGCGAGCAGAAGUCAUUCGCGCAGGCGGAGCUGCAGCUACAGAGCUUCCCGACGAUCCUCCUCUUCCCCGGCCGCACCGUGAAGCCCAUCAAGUACCCGUCCGAGAAGAGAGACGUACAGUCCCUCCUCGCCUUCGUGAACACCCUCAGAUGAGUGGUCAGACAACCGGAGAACCAUCGUUCUCUGCAUUGAUGUCUAGGCAUCAUUAUACAGUGGUAGCAAGAGAGGAUGGUUCAGAACAUCAACGGAAAUAUUGGAGACAAGAGGAGUGUGGGGAGGCAGAGACUGCGGCUGAAAGCCCCUCCCUUAUAAGGAGGUGGGGAUAUGUAUGUAGUUGUAGCUAGAUGAUUGUAAGGAAGUUCAAAUAAGAGUACUAGUUUUGAAAAA